UCUCACGGUUACUCCGUGCUGCUUCAUGUUUCCCCGCAACCUGCUUCGACGCAUUCCAAAAAGCACGAGCUUGCAUUGGCAGAAUGUAGCUGCGAAAAGAAUUUCAUUGCUAAUAAGAUAUGCCCCAUUGACAACACGGGCUCCGGUGGCCACGCGUUUUUACGUGUGCAGACGGACAUUGAAGCGAUACCAUGCACUUUCUGACGCAACCAUGACAACCUUACUCGAACGGCUCGAGGAUUUACUUGACGCAGUAGGAAAUGACGCGUAUGAAGUAGAUUACCAUAGCGGCGUCCUAACGCUCAACUUAGGGACCCAUGGGACAUACGUGAUCAAUAAGCAGCCGCCGAACAAGCAAAUAUGGCUGUCUUCUCCACGCAGUGGUCCCAAGCGCUAUGAUUACGUACCGGAAUCAGACGGCUGGCGAUAUGCACGAGAUGGAAUAGGGCUUGGCGAGCUAUUGGAGGAGGAGAUAACGGAUAUGCUCCGAACGAAAGUCUCCCUGCACCUAGAGGGUGUAUCUGCGCAGAUACAGGAGUAGACUUGUUACGGAUAUAGAUUGUCAUUGCGAACUCUUAAUUGAGGAUUGACGGGGUGAUUCCGUUGAUAGUACUUCGAAGCUUCGUUACCUACCCAUAGCGGUCUCUAUUUGCGAUGCACGAUAGUACAGUAUGUGAUAGUGGUGUAAAAACAAUGCGCCCCAGAAUGCUCAUAUGUAGAUG
Messenger RNA from Suillus bovinus, 722 nucleotides. Its product is annotated as Frataxin. The coding region runs from base 26 to 541 and encodes 171 amino acids. Gene Ontology annotation, biological process: iron incorporation into metallo-sulfur cluster; intracellular iron ion homeostasis. The transcript has 6 exons. Gene Ontology annotation, cellular component: mitochondrion. NCBI's taxonomy places the organism in Eukaryota, Fungi, Basidiomycota, Agaricomycetes, Boletales, Suillaceae. The record is from RefSeq and is a predicted model, not a curated record. Gene Ontology annotation, molecular function: ferrous iron binding; ferroxidase activity; 2 iron, 2 sulfur cluster binding.